Messenger RNA from Durusdinium trenchii, 624 nucleotides. NCBI's taxonomy places the organism in Eukaryota, Dinophyceae, Suessiales, Symbiodiniaceae. The record is from the annotation of a GenBank genome assembly.
AUGUCGAAACGAGCGAUGCCCCAGCCGAUUGUCUUUGUGACGGGCAACGCGAAGAAGUUGGAAGAGGUGAAGCAGAUCUUGGCGUCGGGGGCGGAGGAGCUGCCUUUUGAGGUCACCUCCCAGAAGGUGGACCUGCCGGAGCUGCAGGGCGCCAGCUGCGAGGAGAUCGCGGUGGAGAAGUGUCGCCUGGCGGCGCUCGAGGUCAAGGGCCCGGUGAUGUGCGAGGACACCUCGCUGUGUUACCACGCGCUCAAGGGCCUGCCAGGCCCUUAUAUCAAGUGGUUUCUGCAGAGCCUGGGCCACGAUGACCUCAACAAGCUCUUGGCGGGCUAUGAGGACAAGUCAGCCUAUGCCCAGCGCGGGUGCCUCUUCACCCUCUGUGCGGGGCCUGGGAAGGAGGUGCGCGUCUUCGAUGGACGGACCGAGGGCAAGAUCGUUGAGGCGCGGGGGCCCACGGACUUCGGUUGGGAUCCUGUCUUCGAGCCCUCGGAAAGCGGAGGGCAGACCUUUGCCGAGAUGAGCAAGGAGGCCAAGAAUGCGAUCUCUCACCGGGGGCGCGCGCUGCAGCUGCUGCGCACCUGGUUGGUGAACCACGCCGAGACCUUCGCACAAGAGGCCGCUUAA